Molecule: messenger RNA, 3633 nt
Organism: Vigna radiata var. radiata (mung bean)
Lineage: Eukaryota; Viridiplantae; Streptophyta; Magnoliopsida; Fabales; Fabaceae
Product: protein argonaute 10
Exons: 22
Coding region: 574-3462 (962 amino acids)
Biological process (GO): regulatory ncRNA-mediated post-transcriptional gene silencing
Cellular component (GO): cytoplasm
Molecular function (GO): protein binding; RNA binding
Source: RefSeq, a predicted model, not a curated record
UAACAUUGCAGAAGCCUGCAAGAGAGAGGACUGCAAGUUCGAAUUAUUCUUCUUCCUUGUAUCAUUGCUUUUAUAAUCCUCAGUACCUCUUUUGGACUCAUUACCCUCUCUCUCUCUCUCUUCAACUUUCACCAUUUUUUAAUAUCUCUCUCUUCAUAGCCUGUGCUGCUACAAGAACAAGGGUGUAAUGUAGGAGAGAGAAGAAGUAAGAGGAAUACAAGAGAAGGCAGAGCCCUUUUUUUUACACGUGAUAAAGAAAACACCAAAAGCUCUUUUGCAUGCGUGUAUAAGAUUCAUCACCACUACCACAAUCAUCUUCUCCCUUUAUCUUCCGUUUUCCCUUCUCCGUCUUUCUAAAUUCUCAAUCUUUCCGAUCACCCCUACACCAGUUUUCACGUUGCUACUACUUCCUUAGUUAGCCAUAAGGCCUUCUUUGCUAGCAUAGAGAAAGAGGCAAUUGGCACUGCUUUGCUGUUAUAAGCAAAGACUAAACGUCAAAAACUGGUCAUCUUUGACAAAGUGUGUAUCUUCUUUUGUGUAUCCAUUGGCCACCACUCAGCACAAAAGGUGAACAUGCCAGUGAGACAGAUGAGGGAGAGCUCAGAGCAACAUCUUGUUAUCAAGCCCCAUUUGCAGAACCCCAUGAAUGGAGCUAAGAAGGUUCCUAGAGCUGUUCAAAAUGGCAAAGGUCCACCACCGCCACUGCCACAAGAACCCCACAACCAAACAUCAUCUCAUGCUAGGAACAAGGGGAGAAGAAGGGGCAGGGGUGGCAGAAAAUGUGACCAAGGGGAUGUUUUGAUGAGACCUAUUGUGACAAGUGGUGUUGAAAAUGGAAGCACCAUGUGUGGUGAAAUAGAGAUGGGAUACCCUACAUCAAGCAAGUCUUUGACCUUUGCUCCUAGGCCUGGCUUUGGACAAGUUGGAACAAAGUGCAUUGUGAAGGGUAACCAUUUCUUUGCAGAGUUACCAGACAAGGACUUAAACCAGUAUGAUGUCAGUAUCACCCCUGAAGUCUCUUCCAAAGCUGUGAACAGGUCCAUAAUAGCAGAACUCGUGAGGCUGUAUAAAGAGUCUGACCUUGGGAUGAGGCUUCCAGCAUAUGAUGGCAGAAAAAGUCUGUACACAGCAGGGCCACUUCCCUUUUCCUGGAGAGAGUUUAAGAUAAAGGUUGUGGAUGAUGAGGAUGGAGUUAAUGGCCCCAAAAGAGAAAGAGAAUAUAGAGUGGUGAUCAAGUUUGUUGCUAGGGCGAAUUUGCAUCACUUGGGCCAGUUUCUGGCUGGUAAACGUGCUGAUGCACCACAAGAGGCACUCCAAAUUCUUGACAUUGUAUUAAGAGAGCUAUCAUCUAAGAGGUUCUGUCCAAUUGGUAGAUCAUUCUUUUCACCGGAUAUUAGAACACCCCAACGGCUUGGGGAAGGUUUGGAGUCUUGGUGUGGAUUUUACCAAAGCAUAAGGCCCACUCAGAUGGGUCUUUCCCUCAAUAUUGAUAUGGCUUCUGCUGCGUUCAUUGAACCUCUUCCAGUCGUGGAAUAUGUUGGCCAGCUAUUGGGAAAAGAUAUCCUGUCAAGGCAAUUGUCUGACGCUGAUCGCAUCAAAAUUAAGAAAGCUCUUAGAGGAGUUAAAGUUGAAGUAACCCACAGAGGGAGUGUCAGAAGAAAGUACCGAGUUUCUGGUUUGACUUCUCAACCGACCAGAGAACUUGUGUUUCCUGUUGAUGAGAACUCAACUAUGAAGUCAGUAGUUGAAUAUUUUCAAGAGAUGUAUGGUUUCACAAUUAAAUAUACUCACCUUCCUUGCCUUCAAGUAGGAAAUCAAAAGAAAGCAAAUUAUUUGCCAAUGGAGGCCUGCAAAAUUGUUGAGGGACAACGCUACACAAAAAGGUUGAAUGAGAAGCAAAUCACCGCUCUCCUGAAAGUUACUUGUCAAAGACCCCGUGAUCGUGAAAGUGACAUUUUGCGGACCAUUCAGCACAAUGCUUAUGAUCAAGAUCCUUAUGCAAAGGAAUUUGGGAUUAAAAUAAGUGAGAAGCUAGCUUCGGUAGAAGCGAGAAUUCUUCCUGCCCCAUGGCUUAAAUAUCAUGAAAGUGGGAAAGAAAAGAAUUGUUUGCCCCAAGUUGGUCAAUGGAAUAUGAUGAACAAGAAAAUGAUAAAUGGGAUGACUGUCAGCCGGUGGGCAUGCAUAAAUUUUUCACGAAGUGUACAAGACACUGUUGCUCUCUCUUUUUGUACCGAACUAGCUCAAAUGUGCCAAGUAUCUGGCAUGGAAUUUAAUCCAGAGCCUGUUAUCCCCAUCUACAAUGCCAAACCUGAGCAUGUGGAGAAAGCUUUAAAGCAUGUUUAUCAUGUGUCAUCAAACAAAACCAAAGGAAAGGAAUUGGAGCUUUUAUUAGCAAUAUUACCUGACAACAACGGUUCUCUCUACGGUGAUCUAAAGCGUAUUUGUGAAACUGACCUUGGUUUAAUUUCUCAAUGUUGUCUGACGAAGCAUGUCUUCAAGAUCACUAAGCAGUACCUGGCUAAUGUGUCUUUGAAAAUCAAUGUCAAGAUGGGAGGUAGAAACACUGUUUUGGUUGAUGCUGUAAGUUGUAGAAUACCAUUGGUUAGUGACAUACCAACUAUAAUAUUUGGAGCAGAUGUUACUCACCCUGAAAAUGGGGAAGACUCCAGCCCUUCAAUUGCAGCUGUAGUAGCAUCUCAAGACUGGCCUGAAGUGACAAAAUAUGCCGGUUUAGUGUGUGCUCAGGCUCAUAGGCAGGAACUUAUACAAGACUUGUACAAAAUGUGGCAUGACCCUGUUCGUGGCUUAGUUAGUGGUGGCAUGAUCCGAGAUUUGUUGAUUUCCUUUAGAAAGGCAACAGGACAAAAGCCUCUAAGGAUUAUAUUUUAUAGGGAUGGUGUAAGUGAAGGACAAUUUUACCAAGUUCUACUCUACGAGUUGGAUGCAAUUCGGAAGGCAUGUGCUUCUUUAGAACCAAACUAUCAACCUCCAGUAACUUUCAUAGUUGUACAAAAAAGACACCAUACUCGGUUGUUUGCAAACAACCACAGGGACAGAAACAGUACAGAUAAGAGUGGAAAUAUAUUGCCUGGGACUGUUGUGGAUUCUAAAAUCUGUCAUCCAACAGAAUUUGAUUUUUAUCUCUGCAGUCAUGCCGGUAUCCAGGGUACAAGUCGUCCUGCUCAUUAUCAUGUUCUUUGGGACGAAAACAACUUUACAGCAGAUGGAAUCCAAUCUUUGACAAACAAUCUAUGUUAUACAUAUGCAAGGUGUACACGCUCAGUGUCUGUUGUUCCUCCUGCAUAUUACGCACACUUAGCUGCAUUUCGAGCACGGUUCUACAUGGAACCAGACAUGCAAGAAAAUGGCUCCUCAGGAGGUGGUGGUGGUGGAGAGUGCGGCGUGGUGAAGCCGUUGCCAGCCUUGAAAGAAAAUGUGAAGAGAGUAAUGUUUUACUGUUAGAUUGUGCAGUUGUUAGCAGAUGCAUAAAAUGUUUCAUGCGACAAUGUUUUCCCAUAGUGUUCAAAGAAUUAGGCAUCGGAAACGAAGUUCAUGAAUCUAUCUUUAUUGUAGAAUUUUUUGCCUAAAGGGGCAUUGUAGAUGUUGCAAUAGUAGAAAAUUUUCCAUUCCUCA